CCUCGGUGCACUUAAUCGAACUCCCUCAGUGUGGCUGGGUGGGUAAAGCGAGAGAGGGCACAGGGUGGCCCUCUAAAUCAGGGUAGAUUCAUUUACACCACAUUUGCAUACCACAUCAAAUUAAUGAAAGGGGAGAUCUAAUAAUUAUUUCUCAGUAUUGAGUGUUCUGACGUGAACUCACUGGGUUGUCGGAUAAGGAAAAUGUCAGAUCCCACAGUGGCUGAUACUCGCCGGUUAAAUUCAAAGCCUCAGGACCUGACGGAUGCUUAUGGUCCCCCCAGCAAUUUUCUUGAAAUUGACGUUUAUGACCCACAAACUGUUGGAGUCGGGCGGAACCGUUUCACAACUUACGAAGUCCGUAUGCGGACAAACCUGCCGAUUUUUAAGUUAAAGGAUUCCAUUGUGCGAAGAAGAUACAGUGACUUUGAGUGGUUGAAGAAUGAGUUGGAGCGAGACAGCAAGAUUGUAGUGCCGCCCUUGCCUGGGAAGGCACUGAAGAGACAGCUACCUUUCCGUGGGGAUGAAGGCAUUUUUGAAGAGGCUUUCAUCGAAGAGCGACGUGUGGGUCUUGAGCAGUUCAUCAACAGAAUUGCAGGUCAUCCUCUCGCUCAAAACGAGCGCUGUCUUCACAUGUUUUUGCAGGACGAGAGCCUUGACCGUAACUACAUUCCCGGAAAGGUAUGAAAUCCAGUGAUCCAGAGGCGAGAUGUGCAUAGCACCGGCCAGAACCCGUCUGAUUUAUCACCUCGUCCCGAUAAAGCAUACAGAGCCCUAUCCCCGUCGCAGCCGCAACCACCUCUGACAGCUGCCUCUGUCUCUCUAAUGCCUUGUACUGUAUAUUCUUCUAGAUACCCCAGCAACACCGGUUCACGGCCCUCCGCAGCCCUAUAAUGUGUGUGUAGCCAAGCACACUAAAUGGGGUGUGUUACAGGGAAGUUAGUACAUUGUUGCAGAUUUACAAAUAAACAGAAAUUAGAUUUUCUUUUAAAAAAUCUGUAUCUGACUGAAUUUUCCCCCUAAAAAAAAGCAUUGCAUUUGACACUAGUUGAGUCCACCUCUAUGUAUCAAUUCCAGCUAUGCCUCAUAAUCUGCCCAACCUCCCAGCUACAUUUGUUUCACUUGUCUUUGUCCCUCCCUCUAUAAAUUAUUUUCUUGAAUGAUUUAAUCCACAAAUCACAAUCUCUCUCUCUAAUGAUCUUCAUCCAUAGAAGACUGGCUGUGUCUACGUGUAAAGUAUAUAUGAUAACCUAAUAGAAAAUACAUAGCUGUUUGAGAGGAAAUUGUUAUACUCUCUCUGCCCAGCAUAGCCUAAAGGAUUAUAUGUUCAUGGUUCUGUCAUUCCAGUUGAUGGGUUACCCAUUUUUUUUCACACAUCAAUAAUGAAAAAAUACCUAUUUCUGUCAUUCCUUCUGGAGACGUUUCACUUUUGUAAUAGUCUGAUUUCUUACCUUUAAGUAUUCAAUCAUAAUGUAUCUCUGUCCCUUGGUACCCACAGUAACCAAAAUUGUUUCUCCAAUUGUAUGAUUAAAAUCUCUGAUGGAUGUCAGUAAACGAUGGUACCUUCCAAAGUUAAGCAAAAUGUAGCAUCAUUGGAAAAAAGUUUUUUAAAGGGAGAUCUUCCCAUACUUUUCCUCUAACAUGACAUUCCAUGUUUCUUUGCAUUUUCCAUUGAAAUAAGAAUUUGUGGCUUUCCAACAUGCUCAUGCAGUUAGAUUUUUCUAUUAUGAUUACUUUUUAUUAUCAGAUUUUUUUUCUAACUUUGUUUGCCUUGAAUUGUUCAUUAUCAGUCUUUGCAUCGUCUUCAGUCUGUUUAUGGGAAUGUAAUGUCAGGUAAUCAAACCACUGUGAAAACAAGGGGCUGAUGAAUAAUCCACACAUUUUUAUUGAUAAAGAAGCUUUUGGCAUGAAGUUUAUUGACCUAAAGUAUUUCUUGAAUGCCUUUUUUGUCGUAUGUAUUUUGUCUUCAUUAUUAUCAUCUCCAUUUUCAGAAGAGCUGCCUUGUUUGUAUCAUAAAUAAAAUUCCCUCUACCUGUA
Messenger RNA from Oncorhynchus tshawytscha (Chinook salmon), 2034 nucleotides. Its product is annotated as sorting nexin-12. The coding region runs from base 202 to 684 and encodes 160 amino acids. Gene Ontology annotation, cellular component: early endosome membrane; retromer complex. Gene Ontology annotation, molecular function: phosphatidylinositol-3-phosphate binding. NCBI's taxonomy places the organism in Eukaryota, Metazoa, Chordata, Actinopteri, Salmoniformes, Salmonidae. Gene Ontology annotation, biological process: endocytic recycling; late endosome to Golgi transport. The transcript is spliced from 6 exons. The record is from RefSeq and is a predicted model, not a curated record.